This is a messenger RNA of Gilbertella persicaria, 1449 nucleotides long. RefSeq lists its product as uncharacterized. The record is from RefSeq and is a predicted model, not a curated record. Gene Ontology annotation, molecular function: chitin deacetylase activity. Bases 1 to 1449 code for a protein of 482 amino acids. The transcript has 2 exons. Lineage: Eukaryota; Fungi; Mucoromycota; Mucoromycetes; Mucorales; Choanephoraceae. Gene Ontology annotation, biological process: carbohydrate metabolic process. Gene Ontology annotation, cellular component: membrane.
AUGCAACUUUCCUUCCUUGGUGCUCUUUUACUUACAACAGGUAGCUUUGUUUCAGCAGCCACUACUACCACAUCCGCUACAAAGACAUCUGAAGUCUUGGCUAUCGAGUCCCCUGCUUGGUUGCCUGAUUUCCCUGUCCCUGAAGGUGUCAAUUCAGGCUACCCUACUGCCCCAUUGAACAUGUCCAGUACAUUGCCUCGCAAGACCCUUGACCUCAAGCAGUAUCCUGAACCUUGGGCUGCUCCUGACGUCAAGCACGCUGAAGUGCAAAAGGUCAUCAAGGCCAUUGAUUGGAGCAAGGUCCCCAAGGCUCCUGUCAGAAAGACCAACAAGAACGGCGAUAUCGUCUUCACAGGCUACGAUGAAGGCAAGGACCCUCACUGUUGGUGGUCUGAUACCGGUUGUACUAAGCCUAAGCUCGAUUAUAUUCCUGAAGAUGUGCAUCAUUGUCCUAAUCCUGGCGAUUGGGGUCUCAACUACGAUGAUGGACCCUACAACCUUCAAGGUGAAGACAAGGAAUUCGAUAAAUGGGCUGAACCCGAACUAUACAAUUUCUUGGCCAAGCACAAUAACCAAAAAGCAACACUUUUCUACAUUGGUUCCAACGUUGUAACCUAUCCUGAGGCAGCCAAGAGAGCUCUUAACCAUGGUCAUGUCCUCUGUUCUCACACCUGGUCUCAUCCUGUCAUGACUACCCAAACCAAUGAACAAGUGGUUGCUCAACUCUACUGGUCUCUUAAGGCUAUCAAGGAAGCCACCGGUGUCACUACCAAGUGCUGGAGACCUCCUCAAGGUGAUGUCGAUGACCGUGUCCGUGCUAUUGCUUGGCAAAUGGGUUUGCACACCUACUUGUGGUCUGAAGAUACUGAUGACUGGAACAUCAAGGAAGCCAUCAAUGGUGGUAGUAUUUCCAAUGCUGAAGUCAGCUCUCGUUUCGAUACCUGGAUCAAGAACCAAAAGGCUGGCAAGUACAAGAACGGCCUUAUCGUGCUCGAACAUGAACUGAACAAUGCUACCGUCAAGAUGACUGAAAAGUGGCUACCUAAGCUUCAAGAAACAUUCAAUGUCAAGUCCAUUCAUCAAUGUUUGAAUAUUUCUCAGCCUUAUUGGGAAACCAACUGGGUUUAUCCUAUUGGUAAUGAAGCUCUCCCUGCUAACAGCACAACAAACAAUACUAGCGUUGCUAACAAUGCCACAACUACCACUGAUGCUGCUACUACCUCCACAACUGAUAUUGUGCUUAACUUUGGUCCUACUACGGAAGCUGCCGCUGCUGCUGCCACCACUGAAGUUGCUGCUGCUGCCACUACUGAUGCUGCUGCCAGUGCCGCUAAUGCCGCUAAUGCCAUGGCCAACUCUGAAAUUCAACAAUCUGCUGCUCUUUCUCUCAAGAACACUCAAUCUGUCACUCUUUUAGCUAUGGCUGCUGUUGCUGCCUAUAUCUUUUAA